AUGGCUAGGAAAAACAAAUCCAAAAAGAAACAACAACAAUCACAAGAGUCCCUGCAAUCAGAAGCAUUGCCAAUCUUGGAAUUAAAAUUCUCUGAACCAUUAUUCCAAUUCGUUUGUCAUCCUGAAAAACCAAUAAUUAUAAGCGGUCUCGCUAACGGAUACAUUUAUUGUCAUCGUUAUGAUCCAAUUAAGUUACAAUCUAUAUUGAAUCGAAACAAACAAGAAUCCUUACGUAAAAAGAAAAAUGAAACAAAUCAAACUACCUCGAAUGAUGAAAAAUUUUGGACUGUCAUAGACGUCUUGAAAGAAGAUAAAGAAACCGCUGAUUCCUCGGAUAAUGGUAUCGUGGAAUUGUUAUGGAAAACUAAAAGACAUAAGGGAAGUGUAAGAGCCAUUUGUGUAGAUUCCAAUGGCUCAUAUGUUUAUUCGAUUGGUAUCGAUAACGUUUUAAAGAAAGCGGAUUUUGAAACUGGGAAAGUUGUGAAAAAAACCACUCUUAAGAAUCAAAAGGCUAAAUUUACUAAGAUUGUUAAAUCAACUACUCAUCCUUUCCUUUUACUUGGUGAUGAAGAUGGGAAUGUGUUGAUGUUGGAUAGUAAUGAUCUAAGUUUGAAAAAUAAAAUAAAAAAAAUUCAUAAUGGGGAUGCUAUUAAUGAUAUUUUCCAUUUUGAGAAAAAAUCUAUUUAUAAAUUUAUAUCAUUGGGUCAAACUACAUUGGCUUAUUGGGAUUGUAGAGUAUCUAAUGAAGAUGAUUUUAAAAUUGCUCCAGAUGAUGAUGAGACUAAGAGGAAAGUGUUAUUAAGUGAUGAUCAAGAAGAUGAAAUGUUAUGUGGGACUUUUGUAGAUCCACAAACAGCUGAUAUAAUUGUUUGCGGUAUGGGUGAAGGUAUCCUAACUGUUUGGAAACCAGAAAAAAAUGAUCUAGAAGAUCAAUUAUCAAGAAUAAAAAUUAGUAAAGGUGAAAGUAUAGAUUGCAUAAUUCCAACUUUACAAGACGAUAACUGUAUAUGGUGUGGCUCGUCUGAUGGGAAUAUAUAUAAAGUGGAUGUAAAGAGGGGUAAAAUGAUUGCAAUGAGGAAACAUAGUUCAUUAGAUGAAGUUACUUCCCUAGAUUUGGAUUAUGAAUAUAGAGUUAUAUCAGGUGGAAUGGAUAAAUUAAAAAUAUGGGAGUUCAAAGGCAAUGAUGAUGAUGAUGAUGAUGAUGAUGAUGAUGAUGACAACGGAGACGAAGAAAAUGAAUCACAGAGUGACAUAUCUGACAGUGGUUCCUCAGUAGAAAGUGGAGACGACAAUGAUGAUGAAGAUGAAGAUGAAGAUGAAGAUUCAGGUAAAGAAGCUGGAAGUUCUUCCGAUAAAGACUCUGAUGUAUGGGACAAAUUAAAUGAUGAAAAUGAUGAAAGCGGAAACGAAGAUGGUUUUGAUGAGGAAAGGUCAGAUAAUGAGAGCUCAGAUGAAGGUACACUGAUUGGACUAUCUAGAGAAGAAUUAAUUGCUGAACUUGAUAAGGAUCAGAUAAGUUCAUCAGAAGAGGAAACUACCAAACCUAGCAAGAAAAGAAAGCUCUCAGCAAAAGCUAAGAAAGCAGCAGCUAAAGCAGCCAAGAAACAACAAAAUUUCUCACAUGGAAUUAUGAAAUUUGAAGGGUUAUAG
Naumovozyma dairenensis CBS 421 is the source of this 1650-nucleotide messenger RNA. It is a transcript of the gene JIP5, whose product is annotated as Jip5p. The transcript has a single exon. Gene Ontology annotation, cellular component: nucleolus. The record is from RefSeq and is a predicted model, not a curated record. Bases 1 to 1650 code for a protein of 549 amino acids. NCBI's taxonomy places the organism in Eukaryota, Fungi, Ascomycota, Saccharomycetes, Saccharomycetales, Saccharomycetaceae. Gene Ontology annotation, biological process: rRNA processing; positive regulation of transcription by RNA polymerase I. Gene Ontology annotation, molecular function: protein binding.